GUGCGCCCCCACAGCACAGGUCACACCCACCCACGUGGCCUAGUGUACACAAAGUUCUUUGUACUUCAUAUUCUUUGUCAUCUAGUUCUGAGUUCGAGUUCAUUAUUGGUCUACCGAGCUUGUGAGGGAUGUCUUCACUCAGUCUAUUAGGCCUAACCAGGAAAGUUUCUGUGCUGGUGGCUUUGAUAAGCGUCUGCCAUUUUGUCUUGGGACACGGUGACCACGCCUCUUCUCAGUGGGAGUUCUUGAAACAGUUCUCUCGUCCGUUUGAUAGUACCUACGAACUUUGGGGAUAUGCCCUCUCGUCAACGGCUAUAAUUAGCGCUGCUCCAUUCUUCAUUCUCUUUUUUAUACCUCUAGAAAAUGCAAGCGAGCAUUCUUCACUUUUGAAGGUUCUACUGAGUUUCGCUUCUGGAGGAUUACUUGGCGAUGCCUUCCUUCACCUUAUCCCUCACGCUAUCUCCCCCCACCACCAUCACCACGAUGACGAAACGUCACAUGACCACUCACAUGAUGACAACCAUUCUCACGAGCAUUCACAUGAUCACCAUGGACACGAUCACAUGCAAGAUAUGAUGGUUGGACUAUGGGUACUAGCCGGUAUAGUUGCCUUUCUCAUGGUGGAGAAGUUUGUUCGGUUAGCUAAAGGCGGACACAGUCACAGUCACCUGCCCAAGAAACCAAAGGAUCAAGCCUCUGUUGUGAAGGAGGCAAACAGUACUGUCAAGAAGAGGAACAAGAGUUUCGAGGGCUCCAAAUCUGACAGCACUUCUAAAGAAGCUUCUCCCAGAGGCGGAAUCAAAGUAGCAGCAUACCUCAACCUUGCUGCCGAUUUUGCUCACAAUUUCACUGACGGACUAGCCAUUGGAGCCUCUUAUCUAGCCGGUCGAUCCAUUGGAAUCAUCACUACCAUCACUGUCUUGAUACACGAAGUACCUCACGAAAUCGGAGAUUUUGCAAUUCUAAUUCAAUCCGGACUCCCCAAACGUAGAGCAAUGUUUCUACAACUUGGGACGGCUGUGGGCGCGAUUGCCGGGACCGUGGCCGGACUAUUGGCCGAGGGGGUGGGGACAGACACUGCCACGGCUUGGAUUCUACCGUUUACGGCUGGAGGGUUCAUUUAUAUAGCAACGGUGUCUGUGAUACCGGAACUCUUAGAGAACUCGUCCGUGUGGCAAUCUACAAAAGAGAUAGUAGCCAUGUUUGUAGGAAUUGGGAUGAUGGUGCUCAUAACAUUCGUAGAGUAGGAACUGUUAACCGUUGACACAUUACAGCUUUUAUAAUAUAAUUAUGGUGUAUCUCGUGCACUCGCUGAGCUGGUAUAUUAUAUCUAGUGAAUGCAUGGGAAUCAAUACACUUUACAAGUACGCACACUAAAGCGAAUGAUGUCCAUACAAUUCAUACAUUAUAUUGAUUCAUAAUUAUUGUCUCCAUUAAUUUAAAGUUUUGUCAAAUUAAAACCAAUUAACAAUUAUAACCAAUUAA
Messenger RNA from Halichondria panicea, 1485 nucleotides. RefSeq names its product zinc transporter Slc39a7-like. Lineage: Eukaryota; Metazoa; Porifera; Demospongiae; Suberitida; Halichondriidae. Gene Ontology annotation, biological process: zinc ion transmembrane transport; intracellular zinc ion homeostasis. Bases 129 to 1247 code for a protein of 372 amino acids. Gene Ontology annotation, cellular component: membrane. The transcript has 3 exons. The record is from RefSeq and is a predicted model, not a curated record. Gene Ontology annotation, molecular function: zinc ion transmembrane transporter activity.